CAUCCUGCCCGUCGCCCGGCCCCAGGCGCAUGCGCCCGCACCCUCGCUGACCAUGGCGGCCGAGCGGCUCCCCAGCCGGCCAGCCUGUCUGCUCGUGGCCAGCGGCGCCGCGGAAGGCGUGUCCGCCCAGUCCUUCCUCCACUGCUUCUCGCUGGCCAGCGCUGCCUUCAACCUGCAGGUGGCCACGCCGGGGGGCAAAGCCGUGGACUUCGUGGACGUGUCCGAGAGCAACGCCCGUUGGGUGCAGGACUUCCGCCUCAAGGCCUACGCCAGCCCUGCCAAGCUCGAGUCCAUCGAUGGAGCCAGGUAUCACGCGCUGCUGAUUCCAAGCUGUCCGGGGGCGCUGUCCGAUCUGGCCAGCAGCGGCUCCCUGGCCCGCAUCCUGCAGCACUUCCAGGCGGAGGGCAAGCCCAUCUGUGCCGUGGGUGACGGUGUAGCGGCCCUGUGCUGUGCCACCAAUGAGGACAGGUCCUGGGUGUUCCGCGGCUACAGCCUGACAGGGCCCUCUGUGUACGAGCUUGUCAGGGUGCCCGGCUUCGCCCGCUUGCCACUCAUUGUGGAGGACUUCGCGAAGGACGCAGGUGCUGGCUUCAGUGCCAGUGAGCCUGGGGCUGUGCAUGUGGUACUGGACCGCCACCUGGUCACCGGGCAGAAUGCCAACUCCACUGUGCCCGCCGUGCAGAACCUGCUGCUGUUGUGUAGCCGGAAAUGAGCAGAGGCAGCCAGAAGUGACCCACUAUGGCCUAACACCCCUGUCUCAGGGGAGCCCCGGGAGGGGGCCCAGGGACCCGAGGUGAGCAGGAGCUUCCAGAAGCUGCAGCCCUGGCGUCUGGCUUCGCAUGUGAUAAGUCCACAGAGGUCGGCCGCGAGGGACUCGGAACAGGGACGCUACUGCCCAGCCCCAUGUGGGGCCCGAGACCUGUGCUGCUGUAUGCCAGAGUACCUGCAGUUCUCUGGGGCUGGGGCCGCCUCCCUGCUGAGGUUCAGGCCUGACCAAGCCCGUCCACAGGCCUAGCCCCUUAUACCCCAUCCCCCUGACCAGGGACACCCAGUACCGGCGACCUGGUAGGAGGCCCUUGGUGACUGUCCCGCUGUCCACCCAGGAAGAACCAGCCCCUUGCCCCCAUGUGCUCUCAGACAUCUCUGGACCCAGCCCCGUUUAAAACACAAGAAAGAUGAAAAAAGCAGAGACUAGAAGUGGUGCUGUGCAGGCUCCUG
Messenger RNA from Ochotona princeps (American pika), 1218 nucleotides. RefSeq names its product glutamine amidotransferase class 1 domain containing 1 (gene GATD1). Bases 53 to 712 code for a protein of 219 amino acids. NCBI's taxonomy places the organism in Eukaryota, Metazoa, Chordata, Mammalia, Lagomorpha, Ochotonidae. The transcript is spliced from 8 exons. The record is from RefSeq and is a predicted model, not a curated record.